AACCGUCACCCAUACCGAAUGGAAGUUACAAUAGUCCAGGGUCGGUGGGUCCUCCACAAGGCGCCAGCAAGAAAUCGAAACAAGGCUCAAGACCUGCAUCGAGGGAUCACGUUAUGUAUCCACCACCGCCGCAGUCAGCCGGUGCUGCUGCAGCUGGACAAGGUGGUCCACCACCUCAAAUGCAACCCAUGCAAAAUCCGGCUAUUAUGGGUCUGCGAAUGGACGGUCCUCCUGCCUCACCGGCGAGUCCAGCACACGGUAAUUUUCGAAUACUCUUCUUUAAUUUGUGUCUUUUCGGAUUCUUUUCCAUGUUAA
Anisakis simplex (herring worm) is the source of this 315-nucleotide messenger RNA. The record is from the annotation of a GenBank genome assembly. NCBI's taxonomy places the organism in Eukaryota, Metazoa, Nematoda, Chromadorea, Rhabditida, Anisakidae.